Paramecium tetraurelia is the source of this 399-nucleotide messenger RNA. RefSeq lists its product as uncharacterized. NCBI's taxonomy places the organism in Eukaryota, Ciliophora, Oligohymenophorea, Peniculida, Parameciidae. The transcript has a single exon. The record is from RefSeq and is a predicted model, not a curated record.
AUGAAAAGUAAUUAAGAAUUCGAAGAAGAGGUAGAAAAUUUAAUCAGAGAAGCAGUUUCAAAAAAUAAUACAAUUAUGAGGGAUGAUCUAGAAACUACAGGAAAGUCACCAAAAAAAUAGUUCUUUUAAAAUAGAAAUAAGAUUGAUAUAAAUGAGGCUUGGAGGGAGAUUGAAAAAUUAUUUGAAAAUUUCUCUAUUCAGGAAAAGAAAUCAAUCGAAAAUCCAAUUUUGAGAGAAGAAUAAAAAGUCAUAGAGUAAAUUGAAAUUUUAGAAACACCAUAACCAAAGAUGCAUUCACUUUAGAUAGAAACUACAAGAACUAAGGAACCGAAUGAAGAAAUGGAGAAGGAAAGAAUUAACUGCAUCGUAACAAGAAGGUUUAAGUUUAAUUUGGACUGA